Messenger RNA from Strigops habroptila (Kakapo), 5548 nucleotides. It is a transcript of the gene NTN1, whose product is annotated as netrin 1. Gene Ontology annotation, molecular function: protein binding. The transcript is spliced from 6 exons. NCBI's taxonomy places the organism in Eukaryota, Metazoa, Chordata, Aves, Psittaciformes, Psittacidae. The record is from RefSeq and is a predicted model, not a curated record. Bases 199 to 2019 code for a protein of 606 amino acids.
UCCUCCGUGCGAGGGCCGGGGCGGGCGCGGGCGGGACCCAGCCCCGCCGCCCGCCGCACUUUUGUGGUGCCGCCGCCGCCGCGGGCUCCCCUUUCUCGGCGGGGCUGGCCGCGGGGCGGGCGAUGCUCCGCGCUCUCUGAGCCGCCGCACCGCGUCCGUCGUCCGUCCCUCCGUCCGUCCCCGCGGAGGCCGCGCAGGAUGCCGCGGAGGGGCGCGGAGGCGGCGCUGGCCCUGCUGCUGGCGGCGGUGUGGCUCGUGCAGCCCCUGCGCGGCGGCUACCACGGCGGGAGCAUGUUCGCCGUGCAGACGGGCCAGCCCGAUCCCUGCUACGACGAGCACGGGCUGCCCCGCCGGUGCAUCCCCGACUUCGUCAACUCGGCCUUUGGGAAGGAGGUGAAGGUGUCGAGCACCUGCGGGAAGCCGCCGUCGCGGUACUGUGUGGUGACGGAGAAGGGCGAGGAGCAGGUCCGCUCCUGCCACCUCUGCAAUGCCUCCGACCCCAAGCGCGCCCACCCGCCCUCCUUCCUCACCGACCUCAACAACCCGCACAACCUGACCUGCUGGCAGUCCGACAGCUACGUCCAGUACCCCCACAACGUCACCCUCACUCUCUCCCUGGGCAAGAAAUUCGAGGUGACCUACGUCAGCCUGCAGUUCUGCUCACCGCGCCCCGAGUCCAUGGCCAUCCACAAGUCCAUGGACUACGGCAAGACCUGGGUGCCCUUCCAGUUCUACUCCACGCAGUGCCGCAAGAUGUACAACAAGCCGAACCGCGCCGCCAUCACGAAGCAGAACGAGCAGGAGGCGGUCUGCACCGACUCGCACACCGACGUGCGGCCCCUCUCCGGCGGCCUCAUCGCCUUCAGCACCCUGGACGGCCGCCCCACGGCCCACGACUUCGACAACUCGCCAGUGCUGCAGGACUGGGUGACAGCCACCGACAUCAGGGUGACCUUCAGCCGCCUCCACACCUUCGGCGACGAGAGCGAGGAUGACUCCGAACUGGCCCGCGACUCGUACUUCUACGCCGUCUCCGACUUGCAGGUCGGCGGGCGAUGCAAGUGCAACGGCCACGCAUCGCGGUGCGUCCGUGACCGCGAUGACAGCUUGGUGUGCGACUGCAAGCACAACACGGCCGGCCCCGAGUGCGACCGCUGCAAGCCCUUCCACUACGACCGGCCCUGGCAGCGAGCGACGGCCCGGGAGGCCAACGAGUGUGUGGCCUGCAACUGCAACCUGCACGCCCGACGAUGCCGCUUCAACAUGGAGCUCUACAAGCUGUCAGGGCGCAAGAGCGGCGGCGUGUGCCUCAACUGCCGGCACAACACUGCUGGGCGGCACUGCCAUUACUGCAAGGAGGGCUUCUACCGGGACCUCAGCAAGCCCAUCUCCCACCGCAAGGCCUGCAAAGAGUGCGAUUGCCAUCCCGUGGGUGCCGCCGGCCAAACCUGUAACCAAACCACAGGCCAAUGUCCCUGUAAAGACGGUGUCACCGGCAUCACGUGCAAUCGAUGCGCCAAAGGCUACCAGCAAAGCCGGUCUCCCAUUGCCCCCUGCAUAAAGAUCCCCGCCGCUCCCCCCACCACAGCCGCCAGCAGCACAGAGGAGCCUGCAGAUUGUGACUCAUACUGCAAAGCCUCCAAGGGGAAACUGAAGAUCAACAUGAAGAAGUACUGUAAGAAAGACUAUGCUGUCCAGAUCCACAUCCUGAAAGCGGAAAAAAAUGCCGACUGGUGGAAGUUCACGGUCAACAUCAUCUCCGUCUACAAACAAGGGAGCAACCGGAUACGGCGUGGAGACCAGACCCUGUGGAUCCACUCCAAGGACAUAGCGUGCAAGUGCCCCAAAAUCAAGCCCAUGAAGAAGUAUUUGCUGCUGGGCAACAACGAGGACUCUCCUGACCAGAGCGGCAUCAUUGCAGACAAAACCAGCCUGGUGAUACAGUGGCGGGAUACGUGGGCUCGGCGGCUCAGGAAGUUCCAGCAGCGGGAGAAGAAGGGGAAGUGUAAGAAAGCCUAAAGGAGGAGAAGGUGACGGGAGCGCGCGAGAGGGAGAGACUGACUGUGCAUGCUGCUUUGUGUAGAGCUGGGGCGGGCAGGGGCUGGCAAUGGGGCGGCGGGAGGAAGGUCGCGCUGUCGGGGCAGGCUGGGGGGGACGGGAGGGAUGCAAAGGGCCAGGGGCUGCCAGGCUUGCACCUCGUAUUCCAGGAGAAAUCAAAACCCACAACAACAAAGGAUCUCACCCAUGGAUACACAAGAGGCUGCGGCUGCGGGCGUGCAGCACCCAGUGCCCUCAGCCUCAGUCUGUCCUGUUGCCUGAAGAAAUCAGAGACACCAAACUGCCUUCCAGCUGCUAACAUCUGCUGCUUCCAAAGCUCAGCAUGGGAACAUCAAACCUGUAAGAAACUAAUCAACGGCCACACUGGAAAUUAACUCCCCAUCCCCCAAAAAACGUAUUCUCAGCUUAGGUUGAAGAAGACAGUUGUUGCAGAGGAAACUAAAGAGAGACUUAUCGCUGAGGACAGACCUGAGGAUUGACUGAUGGGUUAUUUGAACACUCCUUGGUAUCUGAGAGCCGUAACAAUCACCUGCUCUAUGGAACCUCGGAGCAGCUGAGGUCUCCAGCUGUGGCGAUGCUCCAAUCCCAGGUUAGGCACAGCAACAAGGGCUGGGCAAUCUCCACGUGGGCCUAACUUGGGGAGUAACUCCUUGGCUCCAGCCCCACACCCUGAGGAGUGCUGCCCCCACCACGCCAAAGGAGCGUGAGCCCACGGGAUGCCCUGGCCCCCUCCCAGCCACCAAUCCACAGUCGAGGAGUUAAUAACCAGGAUCCCCAAGGAAACAACCAGACUUUGCAAAAGUUCCUGUUCCCAUUGGUGCUCUGGAAGACCUUGCCCAUCGCAGUCCCCGCGUCCUCCUUCGUGGCCCAAGUCCUCAUCCACCCCUGAGACUUCCUUCACGGGCUUGGUCCUCUCUUGCUGCUGUCACCAGACCGAUGAACCCUCAGAUGACAGAAAAUCCAUGCAGAUGACACUGGUUUCACUUGCAAACUCAGCAAGCUCUCCUGAACCCAUCAGCUCUGCCCUCACUCCCUCUGGAGCUGCAGCUCCCCAGCAUCCCUGCAUAAGGUGGCCAGCCCCCUUGGGAGACUAAGGAAGUGGGACGGGUGCCAAGGGACUGUCCCUAUAGAGCACAGAGCUCUAAGGCUUGGCCAGGUUACAGCAGAGACCUGCCCCAAGGGAAGGGGUCUCAGCCAGGCACUGGAUGUGACCCACCUGGAGCUACCCAUUGGCUCUUUCUGCUGGGGGUGAAAACCAGCAGAUCUGAAUUUCCCAAUCUCUCCUCACUAAUGCACUAAGCAAGACAGGGCACACCUCACCUCCAUCUCACACCUCAUGCCCCAGCCUGAGGGCUGGAGCAUCUUUGCCCGGGGCACUCUACAGGCAGGACAGGCUGUUGUUUGUCACCCAGAUGCUGUGCCCCUGUGCCAGGCUGCUCCCCUGCCACACCAGCCCAUGAGGAAUGGGGUGCCUGAGCAUACCUGCUCAAUGGAGAUAGGCAACAACCAGGGCAGAAAGGCAGGGAGGGCAAGGCGGGUACCUGGAGGAGAAGCGAACACUAGUUGCUACGAAAGGCAAAACCUCCCUGAUAUUUCUCCUUUUAGGAAACUUGGAAACAUCUAUUUUAUGACAUUUUCCAGUGGUUUUGCCUUGUUUUAUAGCAAUUGACAAUAUUUAUAUAAUGACAUAAACCACCAUAAAGUGAGGCAGCCAUGUAAAUAGGUGUAAAGUGGAGGGCUCCUGGGGAAGCACCAGCCAAUGCCAGGCUGCUGGAGACACCACCCGGAGGCAGCAAGCUCUGCUGCAGCCACAAGCCCCCUCCGAAAUCGGUUUGGAUAUUAGCAGAGAAAUCCCACCCUGGCCAUCAAGCAACCCCCCUACAGGUCCAUAUUCUCUCCCCUUAUCCAGAGCAGGCUCAGUUUUCCUUCCUUCAGAGCUCAAGGAGAACCAACAGUUUUGCUGUCAAGGGAACCCAAGCCACUGAGUUUUGAAAGAUGAAAUCUGACCCAAAAUGUCUAAAUGGAGGCUUUAAGCCCCAAAGGGGGUUUGGGUGCUCUGCCGUGGCGAGCAUCAACUGAUGCCAUGGACACCUCGCGCCAGCUGGAGACAGCUUGUCCUUGGUCAGCCGGGAUGCCUUUGAACCAUGGGAGAUCUUCAAAUGGCCUAAAAGCAACCAGAUCCAACCCAUUGGGAGAGAAGGAAGGCAAAGCCAAGGGACAGAGGAACUUGAGAAAUGCCCUUUGAGCAUGCCUGGACAUCCAAUGCUUACUCCCAUUUUCCAACCUUGGCAAGCACAGCCAUCCUCCCCAGCUCAGCCUUGACACCACCCAAAUCCACCCAGGGACAAGCCUCUGUCCCUUCCCCAGUCCCACUAGUUUGGGAGGCUGCAGAAGAAACAUCGCCCCCGCCAUGGCCGGACCCCUCCAAGCACCGACACAACCUGGGAAAUCAGAAGGAAAUGGAAUUUGCACAAGACACAAAACAACUCAGAGCCCACCACGGCCAGAGUCACCCACAGAAGCGAGGUCCCCAUCGCUGUCCCACCAGGACUCCAUCCCUUGAUCCCUGCUGGAGUUCUGUGCUUUUCAACCAGAAUAGAGAAGCUCCUUCACUCUGCCCACGGUCCCCCAGUGCCCCUCACAUGCUCCUAGUAACCUCGACCUGCAGAGCUGCUGGUGUAACUGGUGCAUAGCCCAUCCCCUCUGGGGGAGGCACAGCAGCCCCUGUUUUGGGGUGUCUGGGGAUACAAUUCUUCCCUGCAGCCACCCCUGCUCCCGCGGAGACACCUCUGUCCAGUCUCCCAAAGAGGGACCAGAUGUCAAUCCCUGAACAUCAACCCCCGCGCCCGGGGGUGCAGCUCUGUUGGGUACCAACCGCACCACAACCAACCGCUCAGCGCCCAGCCAUUGCCCUGGGACAGGACCGAAGUCCUCGGGAGGUGGAGGGGGUGGCCGGGGAGGGGCUGUGGUGCCUCAGCGUGGCUUUGGAGAGCAGCUGAAAUGCCAAAACAAUCAUCACUCGCCGGUAGCACCCGACAGACGUGGUUUCGUCUCGUUUCUGUUCGUUCCGUGUCCGUGCCCUCUCCCUGCCACCGCCUCCUCUCCCCUCUCAAAGCCCCUGUUCCUGGUUUGUUGUUUUGGUUUGUUUUUUUAUUAUUUCUGUUAAUAUCUUGAACUGUAAAUGUUGUUUAGUUCUGACCAUUGCACACUGCUUUGGGCGAUGUUUCUUUACAAUGCAUACUAAUAUAUUAUGGUUAUUAUAUAUGAAUAUAUUUAAUGACACGUGAAAAAGUUGUGGAUUUUCUUAUUGUUUUUCCAAGUUGUUUCUUUUUUUUCUUUUUUUCCCUUUUAUGUUUGUUUCCCUUUUUGGUUGUUUGUUUUAUUAGAUUGGCUGUAAUUGAACCCGAAGGAGCUUGUAACUCUUCAGCACCCACUUGGUAGAACUAAAGUCAGAAACCAGUUGAAUAAACUCUUGUAAACUGUAAAAAUC